Molecule: messenger RNA, 1242 nt
Organism: Dendrobium catenatum
Lineage: Eukaryota; Viridiplantae; Streptophyta; Magnoliopsida; Asparagales; Orchidaceae
Product: cyclin-dependent kinase inhibitor 4-like
Exons: 3
Coding region: 170-877 (235 amino acids)
Biological process (GO): negative regulation of cyclin-dependent protein serine/threonine kinase activity
Cellular component (GO): nucleus
Molecular function (GO): cyclin-dependent protein serine/threonine kinase inhibitor activity
Source: RefSeq, a predicted model, not a curated record
CUAUUACCGCGCGUCCGCGCCCACACCGUUCCGCUUGUUCCGCUAUCUUCCUCCUUCCGCUCGUGUGAGUGCCAAGUAUUUGUCCUCCGCCCCCUCCGUCUCUGCAGCACCUCCACUUUGCCCAUCCACCUCCUCUUUACCUCUAUGAAAUCCAGCUGAAGAAGAGAAUAUGGGAAAGUACAUGAGGAGGGCCAAAACCACAGGGGAUUUUGCAGUCAUGGAGGUCUCAUCCAAAUCAUCUUUUGGUGUCCGCACUCGGGCCAAAACCCUAGCUCUUCAGCGGCUCCAGAAUUCCUCGCCCUCUCCGGACGAUUCUUUCUGCUUCCUCCAGCUUAGGAGUCGGCGCCUCGAGAAGUUUCUGCCGUCGGUGAUAAAGCCUAAGGACGCCUGCAAGGAGACCGUGAGAUCGAGCGCUAAGCCUAGCCCUAAACUUACUCUGAUGGCGGAUUCCGGCUCAGUUCGUCGGAGCAGAGCAUUGGAACUGACACCUUGCUCUGGCGGCAUCAAUUUCGGCUCAGCUACCUCGCAAUCUCCGCUGGUGAAUGGUGCUGAGGUUGAGGUUGAGGUUGAGGUCUCUUGUGGGGAAAAUAUGCUCGAGGUUGAAGAAAUGAAUAGGAAAACAAGGGAAACCACACCUACCAGUCUAAUAAGGAAUUCAGAGGACAUAGGGACGCCUGUUUCUUCAACGAGACCUUCCAACUCGACAAUUAGCAACAGGAGUUCAGUUCAUAGGAACAUUCCAACCACCAGGGAGAUAGAUGAGUUUUUUAAAGGAGUAGAGCAAUCACAACAAAAAUUAUUUACAGAGAAGUACAACUUUGAUCCGGUGAAUGACUGUCCGCUCCCGGGUCGGUAUGAAUGGGUCAAGCUAGUGUAGCGAGCACUCUGCGUUCCGGCGCCUCUUUUUCACUCAAAGGAUCAUUUAGCUGUAGAACUUGAAGUAGUGAUGAUUCUUAACACCUACUUUUUUCUAUGAGUACUGCUGACUCUAAUGUUACCAAGCUGAUGAUUUAGUGCAAAAAAGGUAAAGAAACACAAGUUAACCCAAACAAUAUUGUUCUGAUAGUUAGCUUAGGAUUGUUGUUAGGGUUUUUUAGCUUGUCAAUUUUUGCCUAUGGAACGUGAUAUGGUAUCACUAUCAAGUGCAGGUGCCAUGCACCUUGUAUCUUGUGUAUAAAGCUUCUGAUUGAAACAAAAAAGUUCUGUAGUAAUAAAUUGCCCAUUCAACCUCUUUUUCCUCAA